AUGUCAGCAUUCACCGAAGCAAAUCGGAAAGCAUUCGAUGAACUCUCCGCAACUUACAACACCAAACCCUGGCAACACGAGCUGAAAUCUCAAGUCGCAACAGCCCUUCAAGCCCGCACCGAAUGGAUUGGUGCCGAAUGGAUUUCUCCCCACCAGCAACCACCCGGUCAACAGCGACGAGAUGUGCGAUUACUCGAUUAUGCCUGUGGUACGGGCGCCAUCACUUUGGCACUGGGGCCUUAUGUCACACAGACGCGAGCACUCGAUAUUUCUGAGAAAAUGGUCCAGCAAUAUAAUGAUGCGGCUCGUGCGUCUGGUUUGACCGCGGAGCAAGCGUGUGCUCGAGUGGGGAAUUUGUUGGUGGAGGAGGAUGGGGAAGGGCAGGAUUCGGCGUUGGAAGAUCGUGAGGAGUGGUAUGAAUUUGAUGUUGUAGCCGUAGGGUUGGGAUUUCAUCAUUUUGAAAAUCCGGAGCGGGCGGUGAAGCAACUUGCGAAGAGAUUGAAGGCUCAAACGGGAGUUUUGGUGAUUGUGGAUUUUUUGCCGUUUGAGAAAGGUGGUGGUGGUGACAAUCAUCAUGGCUCGUCUUCUUCUUCUACUACUACUACAGAUAUGGCGCACACGAUUAAACGGAAUGGGUUCACGGGGGAGGAGAUGAGAGAUAUGUACACUGCAGCGGGAUUUGAGGAUUUUGAUAUUGUGGCUCUCAAGCAGCCAGCUCGGAUGGAGCUCAGCUCGGGUACAGUAUAUCGAAGACUGUUUAUUGCAAAAGGUCGAAAGGGAGCGACUGUGAUGCAAAAGCUGGGCAACUGGAUCGGAGGCCUACAAGAUUGGGCAGCUGGUGGAUGGAAUGCGAGUGGCGGGAGCGAUACGCACACAUGGGAUCCGGGUUUUGCGAACGAUGUGGCCAAACAGGAAGGCAGUAUCUGGGGCCCUGAGAAGAGGAAGGCAGAAGACUAUGCGGCUAUGCCAAAGAAAGAUGAGCCGUAUCGAGAUACAAGAGGUUGGAAUAUGGUUUGUCUCUCCAAGCCUCUCGUGCUGUGCUGUAGCCCUUUGCUGACCCUGCACUCUCUUGCUCUCUAGGGAUUGCCACGAGACGAUGCUUAGGUCGCCGGGACUGGUUGUCAGACCACCUCGUGUCGACUCUGUAGCUGAGUCGCUCGUGGUAGCACAGCGUCAGUGUCUCUGGGGGUGAUGAAGCCACAGCAUACUUGUACAGCCCAGUUUGGACCACAUCUAUCAAGUAAGUAGUGGUCACCCGCCACUGGCUUGGCACGGUAGAUUCGCGUAUUCACUUCGACAAGUGUGAGAGAAGCUUGUUCCAGCUUCCAGCCUUCAUCUGCCAGGAAUGCUGGGUUACAGAGUGUGCGGCCGGGUCAUAAAGACAAUCGCUCGUGGCAACCCGGCCAGAUUGCAAAUUCUCUUCAUCCCUCUACUUUCACGUCUCUCAUGCCCUCUGUGAUGGCAUCCUCACCUUCGUCCUCAUCGUCGGCAGUCUUGCCUGCCAAACCUUGCUCCCAUAAUUGCCUUCCGGUCAAUAGAUCCUUCUGCUCCUUGCCACCACGCUUCUUCUUCUCCUCGGCUUCCUGCUCCAGGCGUUUCCGCUCGGCCUCUUCAGCCAUCUCCUUGCGAAACUUGUCGCGCCAGGCCAAGAAGCUCUCGCGUGUGACCUUCUCGCCCUCGAAGCGCUUGUUCUCCUCUUCCUCGGCACGUGCCCGUUCUGCGUCGCGCACCGCAAUGAUGGCAGCAUAGCGGUCGUUGAUGAGCUGCUCAGCGGCCUCUUUCAGCGUGGCCUGAAUGGUGAAGAUCAUCUGCAUGCCGAGUGAUGCUUCAAUGUCCGGCUGCAGUGCAUCCAGCAGCCGUGGCUUAUCCUCCUGAAUGUCGAGGUGCUCAUACUUGGGCGCGUUGGGUGGCUGCGUGAUGUCGAGCACGGGCGCCUCAUCGGGGUACUUUUCGGGGUAGCGCACAUUCAGGAUGAUGCGCACCGGCUCUGGGCCACUCUCGUCCUCACUGUCAUCGGCGGCGGCGGCCGUGCCCUCGCGCUGCUCCGGCGUGUCGAGGACGAUGGUGAUGCGGAACUCGGUCUCGGAGAUGUCCUGGAUUUCGUCGGGAAAGAUGGAAUCCAACACCUCCCGCUCUUCCUGCUGUUCUUCUCGACCCAUGUCUUCUUUCGUGCUCAAUGUGCAGUCAUGAAUCGGGUGCGGUGGCAACGAGCAGCAGAACCAGUUAGCCCGAAC
Messenger RNA from Sphaerulina musiva SO2202, 2234 nucleotides. Its product is annotated as S-adenosyl-L-methionine-dependent methyltransferase. Bases 1 to 1080 code for a protein of 359 amino acids. Lineage: Eukaryota; Fungi; Ascomycota; Dothideomycetes; Mycosphaerellales; Mycosphaerellaceae. The transcript has 2 exons. The record is from RefSeq and is a predicted model, not a curated record.